Lodderomyces theae is the source of this 2865-nucleotide messenger RNA. RefSeq names its product leucine-responsive transcriptional regulator (gene LEU3). Gene Ontology annotation, cellular component: nucleus. NCBI's taxonomy places the organism in Eukaryota, Fungi, Ascomycota, Pichiomycetes, Serinales, Debaryomycetaceae. Gene Ontology annotation, molecular function: DNA-binding transcription factor activity, RNA polymerase II-specific; zinc ion binding; transcription cis-regulatory region binding. Gene Ontology annotation, biological process: regulation of DNA-templated transcription. The record is from RefSeq and is a predicted model, not a curated record. The coding region runs from base 1 to 2865 and encodes 954 amino acids. The transcript has a single exon.
AUGAAAGAAAAAGGGGAGACUUCUAUUGGUGCAAAGAAUUCAUUUGAAAAUUUGGUGCAUAUAGCUAGCAACAUGUCGCAAGAAUUUCAAAGAUUGAAACAAGAUGAGUCAAGACACCCACAGCGUUCUAGUUAUGGCCCUGAAUUCGAGAAUCAAUCCCAAUCCCCCACUCCAUCGAUAAAUUCCACCGGCUAUGUUAAAGACUCAGGAUCCAACACGCCUUCCAACCUAGCAAGCUCUCCUUCGAAUCAGCAUCUGCAGUUGCAGCAGACAGAGAGACAGGGGAAGGCUAAGAGAAUGGCGUGUGUUGAGUGCAGACAACAGAAAUCGAGAUGCGAUGCCCAUGAGAGACACCCUGAGCCCUGCACUAGGUGUGCCAAGAAGAAACUCAAAUGUGACUUGAAGUCGGAUUACAAGAGAACUUACAAGAGGGCUAGGAUAGCUCAAAUCGAGAAAGAGUUUAUGGAGUUGAAGAAGUCAUUAAAUACAGCACAGGCUACAGAACUUCUCUCGCGAUUUCCUUCGUUGGCAAAUGGCGAAAACAAAGAUGGGGAUGGAGAUUUUAACCUAGUAGAUAGUCCACGCAACAGCACACCACAACAAGAAAUUACAGCAGACAGGAAGGUCCAUGAUAACUCGGUGUCAAGUCAUCCAACGGAAGCAAGACCUCCUUCAUAUCCCCAAAGCACAAAUGUCCGUAAUGUCUCGAUUGUCAACGUGCCACAAGUUUGUCAGAAUACACAAGCUGAUGCCGCAAAUGCCCACCCGAACGUCCCCCAAUUGACUUAUGAUGCCAAGUUAGGGAAUAGCAGUGUGUCGAGGUUACUGCAAGGCCUCAAGCUUUCUGACGAAGUGUUGCACUGUGAAGACAAAUCUGUUGAAUCGAUAACGUUAACUUCAAGUACGAUCAAGGAACUUUUCAUGGAAUAUGUUUCACGAUAUCAUCCGAUUUUUCCUGUUGUCGAAGUAACCAAAGGACCAGAACGGAUAUAUAGGCUUUGCCCCCCACUAUUUUGGGUUAUCAUAUUUGUGUCCUUGCGAAGAUUUAAAGAGGGCUUUUCAAAAAAUUUGUUGAUUCAAUUGUCGCCGAUAGUGAAGGGAAUUCUUGCGGAAAUUAUGAUUUCUCCAAUUACAAGGUACAACCCCACUGAAGAAGAUGAACCUAUCUACAAUGUCAGUUCCGUUUAUUCAGUACAGGCUUUCUUGUUAUAUUCUUAUUGGCCGCCAAUCACUUCCUCACUCAGUGCGGACUCUUCGUAUAGUACUGUUAGUACUGGGUUUUUCCAAGCAAUACGAAUAGGAUUACAUGCUCCCUCGUUGUUUUCAAGCGGAAAAAAUUCAGACUCACAGUCCGCAAGUAAGAUUACACAACAGCAGCAAAUGUUACAGGAACAGAUCAAAACCUGGAUUGCGACAAAUGCAGCAAGCCAGUUCAUAGCCACAGCUUUUGGGUACCCCGCAUGUGUUCAGUUUGACUCCUCUAUCUGGUAUUACAGCCGGAAAGGUAGCGAUGUCCCGAUCCCGGAAGAUAUAAAGUUGAUGUUGGCUACUGCGCAAUUUGAAGAUCAAAUGGCCAAGUCCCUUAACUCCAAUCCUAUGGAUCCUUGUGGUGUAAGUGACGCCAAUGAAAGAGUCUCACUUUUGAAGUUGCUCGAGAAAAGAGUAGACGAGUUGGAAGUGACCAUUUCCCGUACAACACUGCAUGAUUCGUUCAAGUUUAGAAUGUUUGAAAUUUUGGCUUCCAAAGUACAUCUUUUCAGUUAUUACUUUAUGGACUCUUCAAAGAUUUCGGAGUUUGAAUUGAAAACAGGGUUAGUAAAGCUUUAUAAUGCAGCAACUAGAUUGGUUUCUUUUACUCAAAGUUGUCAAACCGAAGAUAAAAAGUUUAUCAAGUAUCUACCAGGUGUGUAUUUGCUCAACCUUUGGCAAGCUGCUUGUAUCAUAGGGAAAUUGGUUCACUCCAGCUUGAAGAGCGUAAUUGAUGUUACUCGGGGGAAACAAAGCUAUGAGGCGGUUGUAAAUUUGACUGCUAGAGCGUCCAUACUUAAGCAUGACAUGGCAUUUCGUUCAAGUGGAAUAACGCGAAAUAUGUGGCUGCUUUUCCGACAAUUGGAUAGCCAGAAUUUGAAUACUUUGAGCAUAAGUAUAAGAAACAGGAUGGCAGCGUCGGUGUUUUUUGACUGUUUGAAUUUGAUUAGAGAGAAAGCAGGCAUGACAAACUUGAGAGUGAAAACAGAUGAUCGAAAUCCGGGUCCUGAAUCGCAUUUAGAAGAUGGACAAGAGGACAAUUUGCAAGCUGAAGGGGAUCUGGAUUCAGAAGCGCGAAAGGAAAUUAGUCGCAAGGAAAAGAGGUCAUUAUCGAAUGAAGAUGACGCUGAUCAGAAAGCAAGAAAGAUUAUUCGAACAAUUCCUUUGGAUCCUGAACCGAUUUCAGCUGGCGCAACGAAAAGAAGCACUAUAUUCAAUAUUGUAAAUGCUUCCACAGAUUCCACACCGGCGGUGAAAGGCGACUGCAACACUCCAGAUACAAAUAGGUAUAACCAAGUUCCACCUCCGUUUGCCACCUCUGCCCCCGCCGUCGAUUCCACUGUCUUGAAUGGAAAUCAGAAUACCGUCACCACACCACAAUUUUUGCCUUCAGUGCAUUCUCAGAGUCUUCAGAAGGAUCCAAUGCCUAACUCAAAUCACGAGUAUCCGCCAUUUACAUCCAACACGACUUACCAGCAACCACAAUCUACCUCCACCUACUACGAUUCGCCACUACAACUGGGAUUAGAAAGCUUGGACUUGGACAGGUUUGACAGCGAUAUGUUGUGGAGAGACGUCGACAGCGUCAUGAACGAUUUUGGAUUCCACAUGGGAUGA